Messenger RNA from Dipodomys ordii (Ord's kangaroo rat), 615 nucleotides. RefSeq names its product calcyphosine (gene Caps). Gene Ontology annotation, cellular component: vesicle. Gene Ontology annotation, molecular function: calcium ion binding. The transcript has 5 exons. Lineage: Eukaryota; Metazoa; Chordata; Mammalia; Rodentia; Heteromyidae. The coding region runs from base 36 to 605 and encodes 189 amino acids. The record is from RefSeq and is a predicted model, not a curated record.
AGACUCCCAGACAGACGCAGGCCAGCUGCCCCAGCAUGGACACGGUGGAUGGCGUCAUGGAGAGGCUGCGGGCGCAGUGCCUGUCCCGAGGGUCCUCGGGCAUCCAGGGCCUGGCCAGGUUUUUCCGCCGCUUGGACCGGGAUGGGAGCCGGUCCCUGGAUGCGGGGGAGCUGCGGCGUGGCCUGGCUCAGCUGGGGCUGGCGCUGGACCCGGCGGAGGCGGACGCCGUGUGCCGGCGCUGGGACCGUGACGGCAGCGGGACCCUGGACCUGGAGGAGUUCCUGCGUGCGCUACGGCCCCCCCUGUCUCAGGCCCGGAAAGCGGUCAUCGCCGCCGCCUUUGCCAAGCUGGAUCGCAGCGGGGACGGUGUGGUGACGGUGGAGGACCUCCGUGGGGUGUACAGCGGCCGGGCUCACCCCAAGGUGCGGAGCGGGGAAUGGACGGAGGAGGAGGCCCUCCGCCGCUUCCUGGACACCUUCGAGUCUUCCGACAAGGAUGGGCAGGUCACACUGGCAGAGUUCCAGGACCACUACUGCGGCCUCAGUGCUUCUGUGGAUACUGACGAGGAGUUUGUGGCCAUGAUGACCAGCGCCUGGAGGCUGUGAACGGCGUCCA